Molecule: messenger RNA, 384 nt
Organism: Aspergillus niger
Lineage: Eukaryota; Fungi; Ascomycota; Eurotiomycetes; Eurotiales; Aspergillaceae
Exons: 2
Coding region: 1-384 (127 amino acids)
Source: RefSeq, a predicted model, not a curated record
AUGUCGGAGAGGCGGUCAUUCCCGGCGGCCACCAGACAAAAACACAAUUGGCUUUCCGCGUCGCGCAAUGCGCGGGGCCUACCUAGCUGCUUGUUCCGUGCCAAUGGCGGCCAGAUUUUCGAGGACCCACUUGAGCGGAGACGCUAUUACACGACAGAAGGCGAGGCUUCAGUGUUACGGAGCGAAAGAUGGGAGGCAGAUAUCGGCGGCCUCGCGACGUUUCCGAACAUUUGUCCUCGGGUCAAAGCCUUAAGUAGUGGAAGAGCGGAAGAAUCUAAAAAUGUUGCACAGAGUUUCAGUAUUGUUGUGGCCCACUUAGCUACCUUAGUUGGUGGGGCGCAUGGAGAUAAGACUAAGCUUUCCCUGAGUAAUCACCCAAAAUGA